AUGGGAAUUAAAAAAUUAACAGAUUUAAUUGAAGAUAAUGCACCAACUUCAAUUAAAACAAAUAUAUUAAAAAACUAUUUUGGUAGAAUUAUUGCAAUUGAUGCAUCAACAAGUUUAUAUCAAUUUCUUAUUGCAAUGAAUGCUGAUGUUUCUUCGGCAUUAACAAAUCAACUUGGUGAAACUACAAGUCAUUUACAAGGUAUGUUUUAUCGUACAAUUAAAUUAAUUUCAAGAGGUAUUAAACCAAUUUAUGUAUUUGAUGGUAGUGCACCAGUAUUAAAGAGUGGUGAAUUAGCAAAAAGACAAGCAAGAAGAAAAGAAGCAAAAGAGAAUUUAAAGGAAGCAACAGAGGUUGGUACCAAUGAAGAGGUUCAGAAAUUUGCAAAACGUGUUAUUACAGUUACACGUAAACAAAAUGAAGAUUGUAUAAAACUUUUAACAUUAAUGGGUGUACCAAUUGUAAAGGCACCAUGUGAGGCAGAAGCGCAAUGUGCAGAGAUUGUAAAGAAGGGUAAAGCAUGGGCAACCGGGUCAGAGGAUAUGGAUUCUUUGACAUUAGGUUCAACAGUACUACUUAGACGUCUUUUCUUUUCAGAAGCAAAGAAAAUGCCAAUUCUAGAAUUUGAAUUACAAUCAGUAUUGGAGGGUUUAGGGUUAACUCAAGAUGAGUUUAUUGAUCUUUCCAUUCUUUUAGGUUGUGAUUAUUGUGAUAGUAUCAAAGGUAUUGGUCCAAAGAGAGCAAUUGAGUUAAUUCAAAAACAUAAAUCAUUGGAGGAGGUAAUCAAACAUUUAGAUAAAUCCAAAUACCCAUUACCAGAGUUUUUCCCAUACCCAGAGGUGAGAGAAUUAUUUAAAAAUCCAAAUGUUAUUCCAGCUGAUCAAUUACCACCUUUUCAAUGGAAAGAUCCAGAUGUUGAAGGUUUAAAUAAAUUUUUAGUUGAAGAAAUGGGUUUCUCUGAUGUUAGAGUCGCUCAAGGUAUUGAAAAAUUAAAGAAAUUUAAAAAUACAAGUGUUCAAUCUCGUAUGGACUCUUUUAUAACUGUAAUUAAAAAACCAGAAGAUCCAAAUGAUAAAAAAAAGAAAGUUACAAAAACUCCUUCAAAACCUUCUGCAAAAACUUCUAAAAAAUCUUCAUCAACUUUUAAAAGAAAAUAA
This is a messenger RNA of Dictyostelium discoideum AX4, 1155 nucleotides long. RefSeq lists its product as hypothetical. The coding region runs from base 1 to 1155 and encodes 384 amino acids. NCBI's taxonomy places the organism in Eukaryota, Evosea, Eumycetozoa, Dictyosteliales, Dictyosteliaceae. Gene Ontology annotation, molecular function: magnesium ion binding; catalytic activity; 5'-flap endonuclease activity. Gene Ontology annotation, biological process: base-excision repair; DNA replication, removal of RNA primer. The transcript has 2 exons. Gene Ontology annotation, cellular component: nucleoplasm; mitochondrion; nucleolus. The record is from RefSeq and is a predicted model, not a curated record.